AUGUCAGCCAUUGAAUCUGUACUUUUGAUUGGUGGGGCAGGGUUUUUAGGCUUGCAUUUGGUUCAGCAAUUCUGGGAAGUUUCCCCAAGACCAAAAAUAUAUGUUUUUGAUGUAAGGCCCCUACCGGAUAAGAUACCUAAGCAAUUCACAUUCAAUCGAGAGGAAAUAACCACAUAUGAAGGGGACCUGACAUCAGCGGCCGCUAUUGAAAUCGCUAUUGAAAAAAGUGGUACCAAAAUAGUUGUACAUUCUGCUUCACCAAUGCAUGGGAAUGGCCGAGAAAUAUAUGAUAAAGUAAACGUGCAAGGUACUAGAAAUGUACUUGAAGUUUCAAAAAAAUGCGGCGUUAAGAUCUUUGUCUAUACUUCUUCAGCAGGAGUUAUAUUCAAUGGACAGGAUGUGCAUAAUGCUGAUGAAUCAUGGCCAAUCCCCGAAGUUCCAAUGGAUGCCUAUAAUGAAACAAAGGCCAUUGCAGAAAAAAUGGUAUUGACUGCUAACGAUCCUGAAAGCAACUUUUUAACUAUAAGCUUACGGCCUGCGGGAAUUUUUGGUCCCGGAGACCGUCAAUUGGUUCCAGGUUUGAGACAGGUCGCAAAGUUAGGUCAAUCAAAAUUUCAAAUAGGCGACAACAAUAACCUAUUUGAUUGGACCUAUGCUGGAAACGUUGCUGAUGCACAUGUCCUGGCCGUUGAAAAAUUGCUGGACCCUGAAACUUCUUUAUCUGUCUCAGGUGAAACAUUUUUUAUAACUAACGAUACUCCAACGUAUUUUUGGGCUCUUGCGAGGUCUGUAUGGAAAGCUGAUGGUCAUAUCGCAAAAAGGGUAAUUGUCUUAAAUAGGCCUGUUGCUAUUGCACUUGGGUAUGUUUCGCAAUAUAUUUCGAAGAUAUUAGGUAAAGAACCUGGUUUAACGCCUUUUAGGGUGAAAAUGGUUUGCGCAUACCGUUAUCACAAUAUAAGCAAAGCAAAACGUUUGCUAGGCUACAUUCCUAGGGUUAGCCUUCAGGACGGUAUUAAGCGCACGUUAGAAUGGAUGGACGAAGAUUAA
This is a messenger RNA of Eremothecium sinecaudum, 1047 nucleotides long. RefSeq names its product sterol-4-alpha-carboxylate 3-dehydrogenase (decarboxylating) (gene ERG26). The transcript has a single exon. Gene Ontology annotation, biological process: steroid biosynthetic process. The record is from RefSeq and is a predicted model, not a curated record. Gene Ontology annotation, molecular function: 3-beta-hydroxy-Delta5-steroid dehydrogenase (NAD+) activity. NCBI's taxonomy places the organism in Eukaryota, Fungi, Ascomycota, Saccharomycetes, Saccharomycetales, Saccharomycetaceae. The coding region runs from base 1 to 1047 and encodes 348 amino acids.